Molecule: messenger RNA, 3671 nt
Organism: Oncorhynchus kisutch (coho salmon)
Lineage: Eukaryota; Metazoa; Chordata; Actinopteri; Salmoniformes; Salmonidae
Product: septin-7-like
Exons: 14
Coding region: 91-1383 (430 amino acids)
Cellular component (GO): septin complex
Molecular function (GO): GTP binding
Source: RefSeq, a predicted model, not a curated record
AGUUCCAAAGGAGGAGACAAUCGCCUUUCGAGAUUGCAACUCGAACAUUUCCCCACUUGUGCGGGUGGGUGGUGUCACAGUAGUACUACAAUGAUCGAACGACCAGAAUCUGCAGUUGCCAGCAUUGCACAGAGGAAUCUGGAGGGGUAUGUGGGGUUCGCCAACCUCCCAAACCAGGUGUACAGGAAGUCAGUGAAGAGGGGCUUUGAGUUCACACUAAUGGUUGUUGGUGAGUCAGGAUUGGGGAAAUCCACGCUCAUCAACUCCCUCUUCCUGACUGACCUGUACUCCAAGGAUUACCCAGGGCCAUCCCUACGGAUCAAGAAGACUGUUCAGGUGGAGCAGUCCAAGGUUCUGGUGAAGGAAGGGGGUGUCCAACUCACUCUCACCAUCGUCGAUACACCAGGGUUCGGAGAUGCAGUGGAUAAUAGUAACUGCUGGCAGCCUGUCAUUAACUACAUUGACAGUAAGUGUGAGGACUUCCUGAAUGCGGAGUCCAGGGUGAACCGAAGACUGAUGCCAGACAACAGGGUUCACUGCUGCCUGUACUUCAUCGCCCCCUCUGGCCAUGGGCUAAAGCCCCUGGACAUUGAGUUUAUGAAGCGUCUCCAUGACAAGGUCAACGUGAUCCCUCUCAUCGCCAAGGCAGACACCCUGACACCUGAGGAAUGCCAGCUAUUCAAGAAACAGAUCAUGAAGGAAAUCCAAGAACACAAGAUCCAGAUCUACGAGUUUCCUGACAUAGAGGACGAUGAGGACAGCAAGCUUAUUCGGAAGAUCAAGGAGCGGAUGCCUCUGGCAGUGGUUGGCAGCAAUGUGGUGAUCGAAGUAAACGGCAAGAAGGUCAGAGGUCGUCAGUACCCCUGGGGCGUGGCAGAAGUGGAGAACGGGGAGCACUGUGACUUUACUGUCUUACGGAACAUGCUGAUCAGGACCCAUAUGCAAGAUCUGAAGGAUGUGACUAACAACGUCCACUAUGAGAACUACCGCAGCAGGAAGCUUGCUGCCGUCACCUGCAAUGGAGGAGUGGACACCAGCAAGACCAAGAACCAAAUGACCAGGAGCCCCCUUGCCCAGAUGGAGGAGGAGCGGAGGGAACAUGUCAUGAAGAUGAAGAAGAUGGAGACUGAGAUGGAGCAGGUGUUUGAGAUGAAAGUCAAGGAGAAGAAACAGAAACUGAAGGACUCUGAGGCCGAGCUGGAGCGACGCCACGAGCAGAUGAAAAAGAACUUGGAGGCUCAGUAUAAGGAACUGGAGGAGAAGAAGCGUCACCAUGAGGAAGAGAAGUCAAACUGGGAGGCACAGCAACGUAUACUGGAGCAGCAGAAACUUGACGCUUCUAAGACCAUGGAAAAGAACAAAAAGAAAGGAAAAAUAUUUUAAGAGUUGAACCUAUUCCUCCAAUGAAAUAUUACAAACUUGUUUUUACAUCCUUUUAGAUAGUCACACGAUCUGUAACCCGCAAACCACACCACACACACAUAUUGUACUAUAGUAGACAUUCCAUACCAACAUUCCAAAUGUAUGUUUCUCUUGCAGUACAUGUCAGACAUGGACCUCACACACCCCAAUUACUCACUCUCAUACAGUACAUACAACACACCCCAAUUACUCACUCUCAUACAGUACAUACAACACACCCCAAUUACUCACUCUCAUACAGUACAUACAACACACCCCAAUUACUCACUCUCAUACAGUACAUAUAACACACCCCAAUUACUCACUCUCAUACAGUACAUAUAACACACCCCAAUUACUCACUCUCAUACAGUACAUACAACACACCCCAAUUACUCACUCUCAUACAGUACAUACAACACACCCCAAUUACUCACUCUCAUACAGUACAUACAACACACCCCAAUUACUCACUCUCAUACAGUACAUACAACACACCCCAAUUACUCACUCUCAUACAGUACAUACAACACACCCCAAUUACUCACUCUCAUACAGUACAUACAACACACCCCAAUUACUCACUCUCGUACAGUACAUACAACACACCCCAAUUACUCACUCUCGUACAGUACAUACAACACACCCCAAUUACUCACUCUCGUACAGUACAUACAACGCACCCCAAUUACUCACUCUCAUACAGUACAUACAGCGCACCCCAAUUACUCACUCUCAUACAGUACAUACAGCGCACCCCAAUUACUCACUCUCAUACAGUACAUACAACGCACCCCAAUUACUCACUCUCAUACAGUACAUACAACGCACCCCAAUUACUCACUCUCAUACAGUACAUACAGCGCACCCCAAUUACUCACUCUCAUACAGUACAUACAGCGCACCCCAAUUACUCACUCUCAUACAGUACAUACAGCGCACCCCAAUUACUCACUCUCAUACAGUACAUACAGCGCACCCCAAUUACUCACUCUCAUACAGUACAUACAGCGCACCCCAAUUACUCACUCUCAUACAGUACAUACAGCGCACCCCAAUUACUCACUCUCAUACAGUACAUACAGCGCACCCCAAUUACUCACUCUCAUACAGUACAUACAGCGCACCCCAAUUACUCACUCUCAUACAGUACAUACAGCGCACCCCAAUUACUCACUCUCAUACAGUACAUACAGCGCACCCCAAUUACUCACUCUCAUACAGUACAUACAGCGCACCCCAAUUACUCACUCUCAUACAGUACAUACAGCGCACCCCAAUUACUCACUCUCAUACAGUACAUACAGCGCACCCCAAUUACUCACUCUCAUACAGUACAUACAGCGCACCCCAAUUACUCACUCUCAUACAGUACAUACAGCGCACCCCAAUUACUCACUCUCAUACAGUACAUACAGCGCACCCCAAUUACUCACUCUCAUACAGUACAUACAGCGCACCCCAAUUACUCACUCUCAUACAGUACAUACAGCGCACCCCAAUUACUCACUCUCAUACAGUACAUACAGCGCACCCCAAUUACUCACUCUCAUACAGUACAUACAACACACACACUGCCACAUCGCUCUCUUGGAGUCUCUGCCAAAACCUUAACCUUUUAUGUGGGAAUGCAUGUGAAUGUGAAAGUCAAUGCCUAUUCUUGACAUGGAGGAAAUUAUGUCCCUCUGAUCUGAGUUUUACACAUGGCAGGCACCAUGUAUAGUCAUCCUUUACACAAGUGUACUACAGACUGUUUUCUAGAUGCUGCUCUGGCCACUUAACUUGCCUGUUUCUUCCAGUAGAGGCAGCUCAAGUCUUAGACUAUUCUUAGACUAUUCGCAAGCACACUCCAUUGUGACAUGUGUAAACACAUAAUCAUAUACAGUCUGAAAUUCCCCGAACACCUGGUACAUGUGCAUGUUAAACACCACACUUGGGAGUGUGUGUCCAGGGGGGGGGUCACCCUGAACACCUGGUACAUGUUAAACACCACACUUGGGAGUGUGUGUCCAGGGGGGGUCAAUGUAGGUGGUCAUUAAGGGUUUGAGUCAGGUCGGAGAGUAUAAGAAAAAAGGAAAAUAAUUGUGUGGAAUGAUGACAGUGAAAAGCAAAGUCAAGAUGAAUAAGCCAGGUUCAGGAAAAGGGAUGACCUAUCUCAAAUGUGUGUGUGUGCGCGCACGUCUGUGUGUUGUGUGUGUGCGUCUGCCUGUGUAUGUAUAACUGUAAACUGUGUUUGAGGUCCUAGAUAAUGCCUGAUAAUGCAAUCAGAA